Molecule: messenger RNA, 631 nt
Organism: Oryzias melastigma (Indian medaka)
Lineage: Eukaryota; Metazoa; Chordata; Actinopteri; Beloniformes; Adrianichthyidae
Product: zinc finger CCHC domain-containing protein 7
Molecular function (GO): zinc ion binding; nucleic acid binding
Source: RefSeq, a predicted model, not a curated record
AAAUGCAGAAAAACUGCAGCUUCUCCAGUCCUUCUCAGACGCCUUCUUCCAUCAAACCACCCAAAAAGAAACAGAAAAUCAACACUCAGAUGAACAGUACGCCAAAUCCUACCCACGAGUCCACUCCUAACCACAUAUAUUUUAAAGAUGAAGAGCUCAGAGAUGAAACAUCUUCAACAAAAAAGUUCAGGGAUGGGGGCGGGAGUGCUAAACCGUGGAAGCCCAAGAGACCAUUCCCCGCCUCGAGAAACUCACCUGCCAAACCAGUUUUAGAUGAAGACUGCGACUUCCCGAGAGGAGGAAGGCCAAACAAGAAUGCAGAGGAGAGAAGGAAGAAGAACAAGAAAAACAAGAUGAAGCAAAGUCCCUCGUCUCUGAUAGAUGGACAACACAAAAAGAGACCCGACCAUCCUAGGUGGACUGUGGGAGAGAACAGAUGGAGGUCGCCAAAAGGAGAGCAAAAGAAAAACGGCAAAAAAUUUGCCCAGAAUAACUUAAUACACAGAUGUACCCAACAGAUGAAAACCUGUUUAUCAUCAAGCAACGCAAACGCAGCAGAUAACAUCAGUGUGAUGCCCAAUGGGAUCAUUUUCAUUUACCAUUCAGAGAAAGUGUGGUCACUCAGGUUUCA